This is a messenger RNA of Coniophora puteana RWD-64-598 SS2, 870 nucleotides long. Its product is annotated as maintenance of mitochondrial morphology protein 1. NCBI's taxonomy places the organism in Eukaryota, Fungi, Basidiomycota, Agaricomycetes, Boletales, Coniophoraceae. Gene Ontology annotation, biological process: phospholipid transport. Bases 1 to 870 code for a protein of 289 amino acids. The transcript has 5 exons. Gene Ontology annotation, cellular component: endoplasmic reticulum; ERMES complex. The record is from RefSeq and is a predicted model, not a curated record. Gene Ontology annotation, molecular function: lipid binding.
AUGGCUGGCUACUUAAUGUCAUUAACGCCGACCUUCACACAAGGGCUUGUCCUCGGCCAGCUAUCUAUCAUUGUCGUGCUUUGGCUCAUCCUCAAGUACUUGUUCUUGACCCAGUCUUCGGAGGCUUCCCCUCUUUAUCAUCCAAUCCCAAAGCUACCAAAAUCUGAUGGACCUGCAUACCAGCAAGCGGACGAUUCAAGUGACAAGAGCUUAGAAGACACAGAGUCCGCUGAAUGGUUCAACAUGCUUGCGCAACAGAUUACAGAGGUUUACCGCUCAAAAUUGAGACAGGACACUCCCGGAGACGCAGGGGACGAGAUUGCGAGACAGCGAAUAGAAGAAUUCGCCAACAAGAUUCGUCCUGUCGGGCUUCUGGACCAUAUCUCCGUGCACACCGUCGAUCUUGGCAUCUCUGCCCCUCAAGUAUCUAAUGCUCGGGUGAACAAGAACGCUAUAUCCCAGGAAUCAGUGAGUAACGUGCAGCUGGACGUCACCUAUACAGAUGUGGUAUCGAUAUCACUCUCAACAGCAUACCUCUUCAAUUACCCUAUGCCGUCAUUUGCAAGACUUCCUGUGUCCAUUACGAUCGCUCUGUCAUUAUUCCAGGCCUCAAUAAUAUUAACGACUCCAGCACCUUCAUCACCCAUACCAACGCUAACUUUUUCGCUGCUGCCUGAUUUUACUCUUGACGUCAAGACAUCGUCACUAAUGGGCAGUCGAGCUAUGCUUAAAGAUGUACCCAAACUCCAUGAGCUAAUUCAGCAACAAAUACACCGCGUCCUGGCUACACGCGGGGUUUGGAGCGUCGUUCUUCCAGGCCUGAGUACUGUCAAAGCCGUCAAGGAGGAAUUGCUAGGAAGUGGCAGCUAA